Colletotrichum spaethianum is the source of this 462-nucleotide messenger RNA. RefSeq names its product beta-glucanase. Gene Ontology annotation, molecular function: hydrolase activity, hydrolyzing O-glycosyl compounds. Bases 1 to 462 code for a protein of 153 amino acids. Gene Ontology annotation, biological process: carbohydrate metabolic process. The record is from RefSeq and is a predicted model, not a curated record. Lineage: Eukaryota; Fungi; Ascomycota; Sordariomycetes; Glomerellales; Glomerellaceae. The transcript has a single exon.
AUGGUAAGCAAACUGUAUCUUGUCUACGUCGAUAUCAGUAGAGCACCUUGUUCUAAUAACCCACUAGGCGCGUUCUUUUACAAAAACGACACUCAGGAGACUGACAUCGAAUGGUUGUCUGAUGCGGCUUCCCUUAGCAACCAGGGAACUCGCAAGCUCUGGUUCACCAACCAGGAUGCUGACCUCAAUGGCGUCAAGACUUACAACGCCGUUACGCCUCCUGCUAACCCGACCACGACUGAGCACGAAUAUCGUCUGGACUGGACCCCCGGUCGUGUCCGUUGGUUCGUUGACGGCGUUGAGAUCUGGAACACUACCAGCGACGUCCCCAACACCACCGGCCCAUGGGUCUUCAACAAUUGGUCCAACGGCGACAAUGGCUGGAGUGCCGGUCCCCCUGCCAUCCAGGCCGACUUUAAGAUCAAGGAUAUUUACAUCUACUACAACACCGCUAGCGCGUAA